UCCCAAAAGAAAAUAACAUGGAUAACAAGCCUACCUCUGGUGAAGCUGUUGAGUCCAUUUAUGGCAAAGAAUUUCAGCAGGCUCAUCUCUGCGUGCUUCAAAACACUGAUGAAUUUAGAAGCUACUUUUUGGAACACAUGGAGCAUUUGAAGAGGGAGCUCCCCAAGUACAAAAAGAAUGAAAAGUGGUUGGUGGACAAACAAAACAUGACUUUUGCUCAAUGGGUGAAGGAGAGGGUUGAAUCAAAGCUUGCAGAACCAGAUUGUGACAUCCUCGAGAUUGUGAGGUGGCUAGCAGAUCAACCGAGCAAUGAAGUCCCGAAGUUUAGUGGUUACCAUAUAGGGGAAGUGAAAUAUAACACUAAGUGGCGCGAUGAUCUUCGGUCGACACAAAGCAGUGGGGUUUAUUGGUUGCUAAGACACCUCAAGUAGCUAGUGCUAAGGAUAAAAACCCUAUUACUAAUGACAUGAGUUUCUAUAGGGUGAUUACCGAAAUAGGGAGCUUGACUAUGGUCAUUUUAGGAUUCCUAUUUUUAAGUGUGAUUGGGUAGAGAAUCAGAAGGGUGUUAGAGUAGAUGAUCUUGGGUUCACUUUGGAUAAUUUGAAUAGGAAAGGUUAUCUAAACGACAUUUUCGUUUU
Molecule: messenger RNA, 638 nt
Organism: Rosa chinensis
Lineage: Eukaryota; Viridiplantae; Streptophyta; Magnoliopsida; Rosales; Rosaceae
Exons: 3
Coding region: 18-431 (137 amino acids)
Source: RefSeq, a predicted model, not a curated record